Messenger RNA from Onychostoma macrolepis, 4843 nucleotides. It is a transcript of the gene hdac11, whose product is annotated as histone deacetylase 11. The record is from RefSeq and is a predicted model, not a curated record. NCBI's taxonomy places the organism in Eukaryota, Metazoa, Chordata, Actinopteri, Cypriniformes, Cyprinidae. The coding region runs from base 376 to 1476 and encodes 366 amino acids. The transcript is spliced from 11 exons. Gene Ontology annotation, molecular function: histone deacetylase activity.
GAAUUAAUAUUAUUGAUGGAUCAGUGUUGAAUAAUUUAUGUUGUCCGUAUACACCUCAGCUUAACUCUUACAAAAACUAAUUUUAUACAUUUUAGAGUCCAGUACUGUUGUCAGUAUGACGUAGUAAGGGACGCGUGCGUAAGGAGCGCAGCUGCCCCUCAGGAAGCUAGGGAGGAACUACAAGCGAACGAUUAAAUAUGUGCACAAUCCUCUUGUCUGCAAAUGUUUAAGAGAAACAACAAUACUAUCCAUUAAGAGGAUUGUUGCAAGUGUUCUGUUACUAACAAAAAACGCCAAGACGACGAAUAAUUUCACCGUAGAAAUAAGAGAAAUAUAAAAUGGCUAGCAGUUGAAAAUUGGUAGGCUGUGGCCACAAUGUCAAAAAAAGAAGAUUCGGGAGGAAAGAAAGGUUCUCACCAAACUGAACUUUACACAGAGGUCCCUGCGACAUGCCUGCCUAUUGUCUAUUCCCCAGAGUACAACAUCACCUUCAUGGGUCUGGAAAAGCUGCAUCCCUUUGACGCUGGCAAAUGGGGCAAGGUCAUUCGCUUCUUAAAAGAGGAGCAGUUCAUCACCGAUGAGAUCAUUGUUCAUGCCCGGGAGGCCAGCGAGGCGGAUCUUCUUGUGGUUCACACCGCGCGUUACCUGAACAGACUCAAGUGGUCGCUGGUGGUUGCCACCAUUACAGAAAUCCCACCUGUCCUGUUCCUGCCCAACUUCCUGGUACAGCGCAAAGUUCUAAAACCUUUGCGAACGCAAACAGGAGGAACCAUUAUGGCUGGAAAGCUGGCAAUGGAUCGAGGAUGGGCAAUAAAUGUGGGAGGAGGCUUCCACCACUGCUCCAGUGACAAAGGAGGAGGUUUUUGUGCCUACGCUGACAUCACAUUGGCGAUCAAGUUUCUCUUUGAGAGGGUGGAAGGAGUUUCCAGGGCCACCAUCAUUGAUCUAGACGCCCAUCAGGGAAACGGCCACGAGCGGGAUUUCCUGGAAGACAGACGUGUUUACAUAAUGGAUGUCUAUAAUCGCCACAUCUAUCCAGGAGAUGGAUAUGCAAAGAGGGCGAUUAAACGAAAAGUGGAGCUGGAAUGGGGCACAGAAGACAUGGAAUAUCUACAGAAAGUGGAGCUCCAUUCAGAAGGGGCACUGAAUGAAAUACGUCCUGACAUCAUCAUAUACAAUGCAGGCACGGACAUUCUUGAUGGAGACCCUCUAGGAGGGCUGGCUAUAUCCCCACAGGGUAUCAUAAAGAGAGAUGAGAUCAUCUUCAGGGCAGCCCGGCGACGAGGAAUCCCCAUCCUUAUGGUGACGUCAGGGGGCUACCAGAAGAAAACUGCCCGCAUCAUUGCUGACUCCAUCCUGAAUCUGCACAGACAGGGUUUGAUUGGCGAAGAGGCUGUAGAGGGUGCGGGACCCUCACAUGUACCGUUCAUGAUGAGCAGAUCUGUGUCAUCGGGGGCCACAUUCAGUGCCAUUUAAACUCUCCUGAUCUUGGACCUUGUCAAGUGUGUCAAACACACUGUUCAUUUACCUAAUGCAAACAUUUAGAACUAAUAUAUAAUGUUCUGGUCAGGGAUCUAAUGGUUUGGUGGUUUGGACCGAGAUUGACUCAGGAUAGUUUUCAUAGUUCAUUGAUUUGAACUAUUUAACUCGUAUGUUGCAUUUUUUGUGAUAGUUUUGGAGUGAAAUUUUGAAAUUGGGUAAUAUUUUUUAUUUUUCCAUUAUUUCUUAAGGGUAUUUUAUGCAAUGCUUGUUUGCACAUUCAAUUUUCAAAGGAAUAGUUUACCCAAAAAUAAAUUCUGUCAGCAUUUGCUCACACUCAAAUCCAUUCAGUUUUAUUAUAUGGGAAAGAACAUUUCUCAUUUCGUGUUCCGCAAAAGAAAGACAAUUAUACGGGUUUGGAAUGACAGAAUUUUCAUUGUUGGGUAAACCUUUUUAAUUGGUUGGGCAUUGGAAGAGAAUUGAUUUCUUCUCAAUUUCAAAAACAAAUCUAAGGGAUACCAUACAUUAAUACAUUCCUCUAGAAAUCCCCAGUUUGAGAUCCACACAAGAAAAAUAGACCAUAUGCCAAGAGUCGAUUUUAUUGAGCAAUUUGAGUCAGCUGCAACACUAUAUUAGGUUUAUUCAAAAUUAAAUUAUGGCAUUAUGAAUCAAUUUUGGAUGCAUUACAGAUUCCUCAUUGCGUUGACCUGCUCUGCUAUCACGCUUUAAAUUAUUCUUUGACAUUAAAUGGAAGUUGCUCUUAAGAUGUGCUUUUGUGACCGGUUGGUUUUAGCAACGCGCAGGAAUUCUCAUUUGUGUGCAUCAGCAGGUGGACCACUGUCAGGCUGAGUGCUUUCUAUCAUAUUACGCCUGGCAGGCUUUUGAAAUGUCUUCAGACUGAAGCCGGGGCUCUCUCUAUUAGGAAAUGAAACUCUUCAUUGGAGAAUCUGAGAGACACUGCAGUUGGUUACCAGUGACAGUUCUAAAGCCGUGAUCUUGUCUGCCUCAAUUUAACAAGAUGGUUCCUGUCAUCUAGAGAAUAAGUAGGAGAUGGUGACACUGUUUUCUUUUUUUGUUCAGAUUCUAAAUUAAAAUCUAAUUAAAUUUAAAAUCUAGAUUUUCAGUUUUUGAUUUUGUUUUUGUGUUGUGAUUUUUAUUUUUAGACAUCAAGUGUAGAACAGUCAACUAUUUUUACUCAAGGAGUUCAUUACUCCACACAGAUUUACCACUGAAUUUGUCACUAUUGGCAUUAUAAGCUUUUGAGUUUAUUUAAAGAUAUGAUUCACCCAAAAAUGAAAAUUCUAUCAUCAUUUAUUCACCCGCAUGUUUUUUUCAAAUCUGAUUUUCUUGUGGAACAUAAGUAUUUAGGACAUGAUGGAAAGAAAUAUGAGAUGGGAGGAAAAAAGUACAUAUCAAUGCUUUUGUGAUCACUCACAAGACAUAUAUGAUAAUAUGUGGAAAUAAUAUGAAGUGGGAGGAAAAAACUAUACUGUAUUUCAGUGCUAAUGCAAGUAAAUGUAAAGUUUCUUGGGGGAAUGUUUUGCAAGUAAGUGCAAAGUUUUUCAAGGUGUCCAAAAGAAACGUAAAGUUUCUUCAAAAGUUUUUGCAAGCGAACAUAUUGUUUCUAUGGGAACGCAAUAGUUUUUCAAGCGAAUACAAUUUUUCCUGUGGGAACUCAAAACUUUUGCAGAUAAACACCAAAGCAUUGAAUAUAACUUUUCUUUAUAUCUCAUAUUUUUCCAUCACAAACUCCUGGUUUCUAUCCACUUUGUGUAAAAGAGAGCCGCAUUAAUAUUUUCUAAAGUAUAUCCUUUUUUGUUCUGCAGAAAAAAAAUCCCAUAAUGAGGGUGAGUAAAUGAACUCUUUUGUGAAAUUAUCUCUUUUAUUUAGUUUUAUUUCAAGCUCAAGGUUGGUAUUCAGAGGGUUGUCGUCUUAAGGAGCAAGUUAGGAGUUUUGUGGUAGGCACUUAUCCUCAGGUUGCAGGGGAAAUGGUCGACAUUGUGUGAAAUUUGUAGAAACUAAUUCCUCCGACCUUGUCCAUAAAGUUUUGCUGGGAGGUGUUACUGGACCUCCAGAUCUUUCUGCACUAAAUUGCUCUAAGAACACAGAAUAAAGUAAAAACAUUGCUCUGUUCCUUUGUGCAUCCCAACCACCCCGACAUAGCAAAAUUGCAUGAGCCAAUGGCGUGAUUUUGGGACAGAUCUAUAUUUCUAUAUUUCGAAUAUAGGUGAUUCUUUUGAAUAAGUGAAAAACUAUGUUCUAGAUAGUAAAAAUGUGUGUAAUGUGAAUGUAAUCCGAACGUCAUCCGGGCACUAUUGGCAUACUGUUUUAUGAAUACUGUGAAUUCGGACACAUUACUUUGUUUGCCUACUAUACAGUUGGGAAGUUUGCGAUUUCGAAUGCAGCCAAAAUAUCUGGAGGUGCUAAUGGUACAGAAACUACACACAUCAUGUUUAACAGUUAAUUAACAUGUAAUUUUUAAAACCUACUGAAAUAUUACUGAAAUUGUUGUUAUUUAUUUUGUGAUUUGUGUACAGUGAUACCUCCCAUUCCACGUAUCACGGAAUGAGACUUAGUUUAUGAAAGUAAAGAGAGAAGAGCACUAAAUUAGUGAGGUGUUUACUCUUUUGGGAAUGGCAAAAUUUUAGCAUUAUUAAUGUUUUUUUAGGUCUUGGGUUGAGGUUAUGAGUCUCAUAUUGCACUCGGGUGCUGGAGGGAUCUUGGUAAUGGACACUAAUGAGUGUAGUAGGGCUCUUUUCGUUGCGUUCCUUUCUUUUUCUCUUUAAUGAAAAGCGUCAAAAGGAUGCGUAUGGAGGUCACUUGAAAGACGUGAACCCUUUAGCUCUAGCUAGCAGUUUAAUGGAUCCGUACAUGAAAAGGACCAUCGUGGUCCUGCUUGAACAAAUGACUUUCUGAUGAGUAUUUCAUGUGCAUAGAUCUAAAUGGAUGGAUUUCAAACUCGCCAACUUCAUUGGUAACAUUUUUUUUGGUUGAUAACCUUGUGUACACCUUGAACACUAAACAUCUUAUGCGCUUAUUGUGGUUUGUGCCACUUUAUGAAACAUGUAUAUUUAAUUUAUUCCUUUGUCUUGAAUUAUUUUUGAUAUAAAAUUACUUCAAAUUUAAUUUAGUAACUAAUUAAUCAUAUCUUGUCUAUUUAAACCUGUGUUUAUGUAUGAAAAUACUUCAUUACUUGGGUAAUAUACAUUUAUACAAAUCUAUAGAGAUGGUGCUUUGUUAACAUCUAACAAAUGUGCCAAAUGUCUUCAUGUUCGGUUUGUCGUGUUGUUUUGUACCUGGCACUUUUUAUUUGAUGUAAUUUCCAUGUAAGAACAGGGAAAAUAAAUCAAGUCUAACAAUGCAA